This is a messenger RNA of Phytophthora sojae, 504 nucleotides long. RefSeq lists its product as hypothetical. The transcript has 4 exons. The record is from RefSeq and is a predicted model, not a curated record. The coding region runs from base 1 to 504 and encodes 167 amino acids. NCBI's taxonomy places the organism in Eukaryota, Oomycota, Peronosporomycetes, Peronosporales, Peronosporaceae.
AUGAUGAGCGCCAUUGUGAUCUACAGAUCGAUUGCGGAGUCAGCGCACAACCUCAUCGGUUCCUACGAAGCCGGCUACAGCCGGGUCUACCGCUAUACUGUAGCUGAUGUAGUGGCUACUCAAGAGGCUACAGAAGAAGCGCUCCUCAUGGUUGCACCGGAGAUUACAGAAGAAGGGACAGAGGCUACGACGGAGGCUACCGAUGAAAGCGGCAUGAAUGGAGCGGCAGUGCCGGAGGCUACAGAGCAAAGCGGAGGCUGCCAACAUGGCGAAGAUGACCCACGGCUGGCGCGAACAUUGAAGAGCGUGCGCAUGCACUUCGCGCUUGAGCGCUCCGUUUCGCUGUACGAGGCACUGUCGGCGCACGUGCUGGACGCGUCCACAGGGACGUACGUUUCCUGGGUGGCGUCGAGCAGCUUUCUCCUAUCCGCGGCGGCGCUGCUCUUCGCCUUCGUCCCGGGAGAGGUCUACCAGGAGCUGGCGGGGUGCCACACCCAGCAGUAG